This is a messenger RNA of Micromonas pusilla CCMP1545, 1017 nucleotides long. RefSeq lists its product as uncharacterized. The record is from RefSeq and is a predicted model, not a curated record. Bases 1 to 1017 code for a protein of 338 amino acids. Gene Ontology annotation, cellular component: nucleus. Gene Ontology annotation, molecular function: histone binding. The transcript has a single exon. Lineage: Eukaryota; Viridiplantae; Chlorophyta; Mamiellophyceae; Mamiellales; Mamiellaceae.
AUGGACCCUCGACCCUCAGCGCGCGAGCUCACGAAAUUGUCGUUGUCUCGCAACGCGCUGCGGAAGCUCCCGGGAAGUUCGCUCGCGAACUGCGCGCGAUUGAAAGAAUUAAGGCUCGCGCACAACGCGCUCAAGGCGUUGCCGCCGGAGCUGGGGACGUCGUGCGAGUGGCUGCGCGUGCUCGACGCGUCGCACAACCGAUUCGAGGACUGGGGCGACGUCGCGUGUUUGAAGGGGAUGACGCGAUUGCAACAGCUGUCGCUGCGGGGGUGCCCGCUGUCGAGGCGCGAGGGGUACGACGCGGCGGCGGUGAAGAUGUGCCCGAGUUUGCGCGCGCUGGACGGGAGGAAGGUUGGGCCGGGGGGGUGGAUCGAGAAGGAGGCGCCGCGCGAGGAGGAGGAGGAGGAGGAGGAGCGAAGGGAGGCGGCGCCGACGCCGGCGGAGGAGGGGGGGGAGGAGGACGACGACAGGCCGUCCGCCGCGCGUCGGGACGACGACGACGACGACGUGAUGAUACUGUCCUCGAAGAAAAAGAAGAAGAAGAAGGAGAAAAAGCGGGAACGACCGGACGACGACGACGACGACGACGGCGCGCCGCCGCCGCCGCCGCCGCCGCGAGAAGAGAAAAGACCAAAAAAGAAGCAGAAGAAAACCAAACGCGACGACGACGACGACGACGCGCCGCGGUCAUUCAUCGAGACCAUGCUCGCGUCCAACGUGGGUAAAGUCAGGCAGUACCAAGACGGCGGCAAAGCCGCCGCGGAACUCGCCGCCGCGGAAGAAGAGGACGACGACGAGGAAGACGACGAGGAAGUUUCGGGAGAUGGAGACGAGAAGCGACCGCCGCGGGAGCCGACGCGACCGAAGCAGACGCCGACGCGGACGGGCGUCGUCAAAAUCGUCGACGUUGUCAAAGCGUCGAAGCGGAAAAUAGGCGAGACGUUCGGGUUAGAAGCGAUCCGCGCGGCGACGUUCGGAGAGGACGCGCUCGGGGGCGGCGGCGGCGGCGGCUGGUAG